This is a messenger RNA of Alexandromys fortis (reed vole), 1972 nucleotides long. RefSeq names its product thioredoxin interacting protein (gene Txnip). Bases 297 to 1490 code for a protein of 397 amino acids. Lineage: Eukaryota; Metazoa; Chordata; Mammalia; Rodentia; Cricetidae. Gene Ontology annotation, molecular function: ubiquitin protein ligase binding. The transcript has 8 exons. Gene Ontology annotation, biological process: protein transport. The record is from RefSeq and is a predicted model, not a curated record. Gene Ontology annotation, cellular component: cytoplasm.
CGAUAGACACUCUAGUCCUCUAGUCUCCUGCCUACCCGGAAUUCAUCGAGCUGCUGGAGCAAAGACAGCUGUUGUUGCUGCCUCUUGAAAGCCUUUGGCACAGCCCGCGGCUUGCAACUUUCAGGCACCGGUUCCAGAAGUUGUUGGGGUUUGCUGGAGAGCUUCUUGAAAUUUUUAUUUGGGUUUUUCAAGCCCCGGUCUGCGGUCCGGAGAGUGAGCGCUUUAAUUCGCUGUGAAGGGCUCCUGGAGUUUUUCCUUUUUGACUUCCGUUCAUCUUGAACCCGCUGAGCCCAGCCAUGGUGAUGUUCAAGAAGAUCAAGUCUUUUGAGGUGGUCUUCAACGACCCGGAGAAGGUGUACGGCAGUGGGGAGAAGGUGGCCGGCCGGGUGAUAGUGGAAGUCUGUGAAGUUACUCGCAUCAAAGCCGUCAGGAUCCUAGCUUGCGGAGUGGCCAAGGUCCUGUGGAUGCAGGGGUCUCAGCAGUGCAAGCAGACCUUGGACUACCUGCGGUACGAAGACACGCUGCUCCUAGAAGACCAGCCGACAGGUGAGAACGAGAUGGUGAUCAUGAGACCAGGAAACAAAUACGAGUACAAGUUUGGCUUCGAACUUCCUCAAGGGCCCCUGGGAACAUCCUUCAAAGGCAAAUAUGGUUGUGUCGACUACUGGGUGAAGGCUUUUCUUGAUCGUCCCAGCCAGCCGACCCAGGAGGCGAAGAAAAACUUCGAAGUGAUGGACUUAGUGGAUGUCAAUACCCCUGAUUUAAUGGCACCGGUAUCAGCUAAAAAGGAGAAGAAAGUUUCCUGCAUGUUCAUUCCUGAUGGGCGCGUGUCCGUCUCUGCUCGAAUUGAGAGAAAAGGGUUCUGUGAAGGUGAUGAUAUUUCCAUCCACGCCGACUUCGAGAACACAUGCUCCCGCAUUGUGGUCCCCAAAGCAGCUAUUGUGGCCCGACACACUUACCUUGCCAAUGGCCAGACCAAGGUGUUGACUCAGAAGCUGUCCUCAGUCAGAGGCAAUCACAUCAUCUCGGGGACCUGUGCGUCCUGGCGUGGCAAGAGCCUCCGCGUGCAGAAGAUCAGACCGUCCAUCCUGGGCUGCAACAUCCUGCGCGUGGAGUAUUCCUUGCUGAUCUAUGUGAGCGUCCCCGGCUCCAAGAAAGUCAUCCUUGACCUACCCCUGGUGAUUGGCAGCAGGUCAGGUCUGAGCAGCCGGACCUCCAGCAUGGCCAGCCGGACAAGCUCUGAAAUGAGUUGGAUAGAUCUUAACAUCCCAGAUACCCCAGAAGCCCCUCCUUGCUACAUGGACAUCAUUCCUGAAGACCACCGCUUAGAGAGCCCCACCACUCCCCUGCUCGAUGACGUGGACGGUGCUCAAGACAGCCCUAUCUUCAUGUAUGCCCCUGAGUUCCAGUUCAUGCCCCCACCCACUUACACUGAGGUGGAUCCCUGCACCCUUAACAACAACAACAACAACAACAACAACGUGCAGUGAGCGUGUGGGAGACAAGAUGCGUCUGUACUCACUCUCUUCUUUCUGCCUCUCUGCUUGGACUCCAGUGUUUUAGAGACCCAGUCUCAGAGUGGAGAAUGGCUCCACCCCAGCCUCUGACUAUACUACAGGGGUGGUGAUCAGCAGGCGGGUUCUCCGGCUUCAAGUGGUGCGGACCCAGCCAGCGCCCGCACUGUGUGUGGUAUUAGGAGUGUUUGCUGGGUGGUUCAGACCCGGUCCACUUUCUCUCAGGCCUUGGAAACGAAGAGGUUGUCUGUAGUUUUUGAGUCAGUGUAUAAAUGACCUUUUGGCAUGGUCUUUCCGAGGUUUUUUUUUUUUUUUUUGAAGGGAGUUCUAGAUUAACAACAGCAAACCGUGAACUUCUCUGUGCCAUGGAAGACAGAAUCAAUUUCACAUACUAGAAAAAAAAAAGGAAAAUCAUGGCCAAAAUUUUGGAAGAGGUGGUUUUGUUCUUGUUUUUUUAA